Anopheles gambiae (African malaria mosquito) is the source of this 2188-nucleotide messenger RNA. RefSeq names its product general odorant-binding protein 56a. The transcript is spliced from 3 exons. The record is from RefSeq and is a predicted model, not a curated record. Gene Ontology annotation, biological process: sensory perception of smell. The coding region runs from base 161 to 571 and encodes 136 amino acids. Gene Ontology annotation, molecular function: odorant binding. NCBI's taxonomy places the organism in Eukaryota, Metazoa, Arthropoda, Insecta, Diptera, Culicidae.
CAUUCCGAUACGAUUCUAAGCCGUUCGUAUAAAAGGCACACGAAAUCGAAUGGUAGCAUCUCAUUUCCGAAUCCGAUUCCGGUGAAGAUAGUGCCUUGUUGUGCCCGUGCCUGAUCGUUAAGAUCCAAAAGAUCCUACCACCACCGCCGCACUCAUCAUCAUGCAGAGCCUUCAGAUUGUAUUCGUGGUGCUGCUGGCCGCUGUCUCUACGAUGGCUUUCUUCACCGAGGAGCAGCACGAGAUUGCAAAAUCGUUGGCUGAGCAGUGCCGUGCCGAGCUGGGCGGUGAGCUGCCGGAGGACUUUGCCACCAAGAUGCGGCUGGGCGACCUAACGCUGGACAGUGAAACGGCCAAGUGUACCAUCCAGUGUAUGUUCGCGAAGGUGGGCUUCACGCUGGAGAGUGGCGCGGCUAACCGGGACGUGCUGAUCGCCAAACUGUCCAAGGGCAAUCCCACCGCCAAGGCGGAAGCGUUCGCCGACGUGUGCGAGAACAACGAGGGCGAGACGGCGUGCGAUAAAGCGUUCAGCCUGUACCAGUGCUACCACAAGAACAAGUCGAUCUUUGACUAAGAUUCGGGUCACUGCAUCAACAUCACAUUCGCAUGCCGAGAGAGAGACACACACCCGCACCCACACACACACACAUCAUUCGUUAGACUGUUUGUUGAGUAAUAAAACAAGUUGAAGAUGUUUUUUUAUGCAAAGGAAUGCAGUUGGUAGGAUUAUUCCAGUGUUUGGUGGGCGUCGGGAAGGAAGAACUUCUGCAUGACUAAAAGCCUGAUAAAGUUGGCAUUUGUUUCAAUUAAUGGAUUUUGCUAGCCUGAGAGCCCAAACGUCAGGCGUAAGAUUUAUGGAUUACACGCUAAGAACCAUAAUAUUGCGUCAUGUACUUACUAUAUUCUUGUUUGGCAAGAAUCUGUCGGGAAAGGACCAGCUCAUAAAUCAGUUCCAGGAACGAGUUCCACACUCGAACGUUCGUUGCCGUCUGUUUGCAAGCAGCAAUACAUCAUAACAUGUUUCGCGUACGCAUCUUCACAAAGUAUUCACACAGUCCAUCACAGUCCGAUUGCUUAUCAGCCAGCUGGUAUCCGGUUUAGGCAUUUCUUUUUUUGACAAGAACAUCUAAACUGGCUGCAUGUGAAUUUAUUGCUGGAAGCUUUCAAACCUCUUCAAAACCAGUUGAAACGGUUGGGAGGAAAUGUGAACUCACCCCCGGCAUUGAUUGUCCAAGAUUCCAGUUCCCGCGCGCACGCCAGCUUCCAACGACACGAACGUACAAGGCAAUGUGAUUUUUACUUUCUAACACAUCCAAUAUGGUCGUUUUGUGCCCACACACGACUUGCUCGCGGUUGCCCACGCGAAUGCAACAGGUUAAACGUGUCGUUGUCCCGUGUAUCUUUGUUAUGGUGUAACCGGGUGGUGCCUGCCGGGGACUGGGCUAAACAGGCUCUCCUCCGAAAAGGAUACGGCGAGCUCCGAGCAAAUGAGCAUUUGGGCCCCGAGAGAGCGAGAGAAUUGAACUCAAAGCGCGCGCACACGCACGUUGUGCACGGUUUGCAAAGCCCCCGGUUAGGAAGGAACGGGUUUACCCUGUUUGUGGGAAAUGAAAGUCUUUUUUUGCACCGCCUCGCGUGGAAGUAACGGGAAAUGGAGUUCGUAUGUUGCGGCACGGUGGUUUAAGGGCAGGUUGAACAGUUACUUUUUAUUUUUAAUUGCGUUUUUUGGUUUUUAAAGCUCAUUUUUUGGGUUUUUCCAUAAAGAAUAAUCCAUCUUACACUUUAUUGACUCCUUCUUACGUGAAAUGAACUUAAUGUAAUGGGAAUUGGACUCACUAGCACACUUGUUGGACAAAUCCAAUAGGAAUAUCCAAGAACUCCAAUAGAGUCCAAUUUCAUAUGAAGUUCACUUCCCAUAGGAAAGAGUCAAGGAAGUGUCCUACAACUAUGAGAACUCCUAGAAAACCCUGUAUUGCGAUGAAUUGAAAGUAACGCUAAGAAAACAGUUAUGAGGUGAAAAACGUAAGGCAAAUUGCAUACUUGCAUGCAAAAAUUUAUCCUGUAUGAGAGAACAACGCCCUAAGUUAUGCAAUUUGCAGUACAAAUCAAUGUUAUUCUUGUUGAAAUAUAAGAACUUUUUUAAAUUUGUUUGCACACCACUGGUAAAAAUAUAAAAAUACAAUACCAAUUG